Spirodela intermedia is the source of this 10466-nucleotide messenger RNA. The record is from the annotation of a GenBank genome assembly. NCBI's taxonomy places the organism in Eukaryota, Viridiplantae, Streptophyta, Magnoliopsida, Alismatales, Araceae.
AUGCCCGGUCAGAGACGAGCAAGAAGAAGCAGGAGAUCGCAGGCGGUUCUGCCGCUUCACUCGAGGACGCGCCUCUCCCACACUAUCUCGUGCUGGUAAUCGCCAUUCCAAGUGCACAAGUUUGUCUACCCUAACACAGUGAUGAUAUUUUUGCGUUUCCUUUUACAAUCUCUGUGUUUCCGGGCUUCCUGGGUACGCCCCCUACGUUAUAAUGUGCAACAAUAGAAAAAGAUACAGAUAUAGUUCGGUUUCGGUCAUAGUAUCCACAAGUCUAGACUGAAACGAAUCAGUACAUAGAAACACACUGGGGUUCAGAAAUCCUCGACGUAGUGCAGCAUAUUCCUCUCGUGAGAACAGGAAUCCCCAUAACGAGAUGAAGCCACGGAGUGAUUAAGGAACAGUCGUGGAGAAACCUAGUUACUCAUUGUGGCAUUUAGAUUUUUGACGAGGAUGACCAAAACAGAGAAUGGUCGAUUGAACUCGACAAAUGAAUGAACUUGACAAAAAAAAUUGGUCACAGGAUAUCUCUCGUGGAUCAUUAGGACGUUUAGUGUAUUGGACGACAUAAGGAUGCGAUUUUUCGCCAUAUAAUUCUUCAAAAUACGUUUCCGUUUUUCGAGUAUUUAUAAGUUUGGUGCUUAGUUACAGUGUCCUUCCUCAAAGCACGGCAAAAUAACUUAUUUAACUCCCUAUGUCCAAAAGUUUUCUAUCAAUUUUACUUUCCUGUCCCUAUUUUGUAUCAUGUGUUGUUUUCUUCUAUUGAUCAAUUUUGGGAUCCACAUCCGAAAUUUGUGUUUUGGUUUAAUUUACCAUGCGGCAAGCAGAUCUUGGAGGCCUGGGAAAUAGCGUCCCAAUCUAAAUCAUGGUUUCAGUUGAAACGAUAAAAAAUUACAUGCUAUGCUUAAUUGUUUAGGGUCAUCGGAGGUACUUAAGUCUGUUUAAUCCAACAUAUUGUCAAUUUUACAUGCAUAAUCAUCUACGUGACUGCCCUGAAAACACGUGCUACUGGAUUUUUUUCAUCAUACGUCCUCCCCCUAUUUAACAUUAAUGACGUUACGAUCAGUAAAUCGUGACGCACUGGGUCUAUUGUGGAUGUCCCUGCGGGAAAGGCCAUUUUAGGCCGUGUGGUCAACACGUUGGGAGUACUUACUGAUGGAAGAGGGGCUCUGAGCGAUCACGAACGAAGACUUGUCGAAGUGAAAGCCCCAGGGAUUAUUGAACGUAAAUCAUGAUCUCACAAGAUUUUUAAUUGUCUAUCACUUGUUCAUUUUUUUUAACAUAUCGCAGACUUUUAGUUCGGAGGUAAUCAUCCCACAUUAUCAGUUCAUUUUUUAUGUGUAUAUAAAUAUGAAUAUUUUAAUUGCAUUCUGUCAGAAAACCUUGAGAAAGGAUGUUAUCGAAGCUGUGAAAAAUCACAAUUUUUUGUUCAUGCGGAUUUUUCUCUCUUAAAUUUUCAGGUAUUGCGACCUCAAGAUUUCAGCUUUCAAUGGAUUUCUUUUUGCACUGGGAAGUAGGCAUGCCAAGUACGUGGAAUUUACUUUCAUUAAUUUUGCUGUUGUUUUGUUGUGUGCGGAUGUUUUAGGUUUUGCAUUACUACGCAUUUUUUUUAAGGUUCUCCGUUCUGCUUUAGUUCCAUAGGAAACACAUGACUGGAAGAACUAUAAAGGUGAAAAUAAUGAGAUUUUGCUAAGGCUAGAAAUGGAGAGGGGUUUGAAGAAAAAGUGAUUUUUGCUUGAACUAGUUCAUUGAGCUUAUCGGUCAUUUUCACUGUAUUUGAUACUUCAUGCAUAAAGUCUGCUACAGAUUAUUGAAACUUACUAUGAAGAUCAAAUUAACUGCCUUUACUAAAGAAAACUUAUAUUAGAUAGGCUUUUAAACCUAAUGGAAUUCAGCUUGAGUGACAUUAUUAAGAUGAAUGGGUCGUUUCCAAAGAAACAUGCAAAACAUACCAGAUAAAUCUAUCAUACGCUCCCUGAUUUUAGACUUUUGAUCAAAGUUUUGGUCUCUUUUUUAUUGUUUGUUCAUUAAACAUGUGUUUUGAUAUUUUUUAUAUUUUUUUGACGAUACGUUCCACAUUUUAUCUCAUCCUAGGCCAUAAUCCAGCAUGCAUCAUUGGGACACUUUAAGAUAAAGAAAAAUGUUUCACCUUUUGUCCUUGUAUACCUCAGGUUCAUUGGAACCUCAUAUUACUAUAUCCAUUCUAACUUUCACUUUAGGGAGCUGUUUCCUAUAUCUUUCGUGCCUGGUUCUGGUUUCAGCUAACAUAUAUUUUUUUUUGUUAACGUUUAUUUCAGGUAUUUACGAGUUUGGUUCACCAUGGGCGUGGGUGCUAGCUUCAUGGCUUUAGCUGUCAUUACAAUGGUGAGAAGAAACGUCCUCUUCAUUUCUUUUCAUUUCCUGCGUACAUCUGCUGUGUGACUUUCGCUCCAUUGGAGGAUGUGGAAUAUCAUGUAUGUGGCUUUAGAGUUUCCUAUGUGUAUUAUUGAAGAAGGGUGGAUUGAGAGUAACGCAAUUGAUAGGACCUGUCGAGCAGCCGACCUUUCCAGAUUUGUGGCUACAGGAUACCAGUAGGUUUCUGCCAAUGGGGUUUCAACCCUCAGUAACAUAGACGGCCAAAUUACUGGGAGUACACAAAGAGAUGUAUAAGAUUGCUGUUUCUGGGCUUUGAAGAGAUGGGGAGUCUUCUCCAGCACUGUCGCAUAAAGAUUAAUCGUGUACAGAAGAUGUAGAUGACCAUGGUUCAGUGCAGAUUCAAAAAUGGCCGGUGCACUGGUGUUUCAAGUCAUAAACCUAAAGCUCCUGGCUGAUCUGUCCGACGUGUCAACAGAGAAAACUCUUGCAAAUUUUCCACUAGAGAUGAGGGGAAAGGUUUUUCCACCUAAGGAUAAGACAUUGACUAAAUCAGAUGAUGAUACUUCUCCAAACAUUUGUUCAGGGAAAUUAGCAUUAGAAAUCUCCCUAAAUACCACUAAGAUUCUCUUUUCUGGAGGGAGAUUUAUGGUAGACACUGCAGGAUGACGAACAUAAUCGAUUUCUUCGUGGCCAGCCAGACACUGGUCUCCAGCUUUCUUUUUGAAAGAUUUGAGCUCCAUGACGAUUUCUCUCAGUUGAGUACUUUACAAAUCCAUAAAAACAACUACCAAAUGAAUCGAUCCUCCUUUCACCUGAAGGUCAUUACUAUUGAGCACUGUCCGUACCCCUAGCCUUGCAAAUCCUGUACAUCGUAUCUUGUCCUCAUUCGUGGUAUCUCCUUCUGUCUGUCUAAAUGCCAUGGGAGGUCUUUACUCUCAACGGGUUGGCAUCAGCUCUCCAACGCUUUCUGGUAGUAUCUGUUUUAUCUUUCAUUCUCCUGGAUACUGAGGAAGUCUACAUUAUAAUGGCUUACCUACGUUCCCACAUUUAUAUAACUCAUGGAAUUCUGGCAGACGUCUUCAUCCAACCCCAAUAUUCCUUCCUAUGCUAAUUUCCAAAACAUACCUGCUACAUUAUCCUUCUACCGUUUCCUGGUCCACUUCGAGAAUUGACUCCACAGUUUCACUAUUUGUUUGAGAAAAUGUUCCUUUCGAGGAAUUUUUUGGGUAGUGGUCCAUUGACCAACUCUGCUUGCUCACUUUUAAGGUAUAUUCGUUCUUGGUUCUUUGAACCACUGUUAACCACUUUUAUAUCCAAAAAGUAGAUCACGACACUCUGUCUCCAACAUCUGCAAUGUAAUGGGGAAUUCUGAGCCUCCAUCUGAUCCACCUCUUUUCUCUUCUGUCUGAGGAAUUGUGGUGCAGAUUUGGUGAGUAAUCUGUCUCCACUUGCAUUUUACUCCCCUGGGCGUCCCUGCAUACCACCCCAAAUGUACUUUAUCAGGUUCUAACUGGUAUUAUGGGUAUACCUGUAACACGGAUGUCGGUAACAUGGGAUGCCAGAGUAGAUCUACCGAAUUAUUGCUGUCUCACCUUUGGGUUUAUUUAGGUGGAACCUUGGGUUCAGAAACGCUGGUGGUACACUGGUGCGUUACUCCUGUGACCAGUUCUCUCCCAUGUUCCGUUUCUCUCACUUUGUAUCGACCUGCAUUAUGAAUCCUUUGAUGAGCAAAAAUUGUUUUUUAUGGGCACCCCUUGUUCCUUGACGGCCGGGUGUGUUAAAAAUGAGAUUUAACCAUUGAUUUUUUUUCUCUUUCUUUGAUUUUUUAGUAUCUGAUUACGGUAAAGUGCAUUUUCAGACUCUAGUUUGUUCUUUAAUGAAUAUUACCCAUGAUUUAUACUUAUUCUAGUGUGACCCUUUCCCUUCUCCUUGUGGUUUUUUAUGAUUUCAAAUCAGGUUAUACAUAAUCGUAACGAUUAAUAUUUUUGGUUCUUAUGAUUGUCAGAUUCUACUUCAGCAAUUAGCCUGCACACUACAGCUCUGCGGUGGCAGUGCUCGCUUUUAUAAUUUACCUCUUAGUUGGUUGCUUGGGAUCCCCUCUUGGGUUAGUCUUACCUUUUGUCUUUGCUAUACUAUACAAAACUAUAUUGUAGUCUCCAUAUGACUGUUUGACUUCGAUUCAGGCUUCUGGACUCAGUUUAUUGUCUCUAAUGGAUGCGGGGGUGAUGAUUUUCUCAACACUGGUUUCUGUUCUUAUUCAUGAAUUUGGUCAUGCUAUAGCUGCUGCAAGGUCAGCAUCUUGUAUUCCUCAUUUUACAGAACAUACUUCAUGUUGGUUCUGUCAGGAAUAUUUCUUUUCUUCAUCAUAAUUUCCUUUACUGAACACAUUGUUGCGUAUUAGUCAAUAUUCACACUUUUAUUUCUGUUUAUUUUUUAACUUGCUAAUUUUAUUAUUCUAUUUUUUCCUCUAGUCUUAUUUCUGCCUUUGUUCAUCAAUUUUAUUAUGCUUUUACGUGUGAUUCAAGAGGUACUUCCAAUCUCUUUCGAAAGUGAAGCUUCACGGUAAACUUUUUCAUAAUGAAUAGUGGAAUGCUUGAACUAUCAAGAGAGCUGAGAAGUAAGAAAAGCCCUGCUAAUUGAGGUGGAUAAACGGGAGGAAUAGAGCUCAAUUCAAUGUUGUUUUCCUUUAGUGAGUGCUUUUUAUUUCCAUUGUACGAACUGGUUUGAAAAGUGUCUGAUUUCCUGGGAAGUUUUUACUUAUUUGUUUUGGAUAAGCCUAUAUCUAUUUCACGACUUUAGGCUGAAUUUCGUGGCUAACCCGGAGCAAAAAUUUAGGAUGUGCAGGGAUUUAAGUUGAAAACCAAAUAUAUUUAUUUGUUGCAUGCCAAAUUCUGAAAUCUGUAGCUGUACAUUGCAAAGGCAACACUCCAUUUUUUAAUAUAUAUUUUUGAAAUUACGGAAAUGGUGGAAUAAAAUCAGUCCCAUAAGAGUGAAUUAUAGGUGCAGGACUUAGGAUUGGCACUUCUGAUCUGUGGAGGAGUUGCAACAGUGUUUCUAACAUUCGGUAUUUUCAAUAUAAUGACUACUGAAUGAAUGGAUGAGUAGUGUGUACUUUCUGGUAAAGAAAUUGACUUGGUGAGUUGCUUGUAGAAGUUCACAUGAAGUGACAGAUUUUCCAGUUUUGAAGUCUUCCUUUAUGUGACCAACGGGUGGGCAUGGAUGAGAAAGAAGGAUGCGGGUAUAAUGAAUUUUAUGAUUCUUUUAUUGUAUCACUGACUUUGUUCUUUUCUCUUCCAUAUUAAACAGGUUUGUCAUUAGGACGCCUUUUGGGAUAAGAAAUCAUGAGGACAAGUUCUAGGAAAGAUGGAGGUCGUCAUGAUAAUAUGUUAUCAUAAGUUUUAGCUCCUGAAGCAAAAAAGAAAUGUAUAUCUCCCUGUUAAGCAAUUAUUUACCCGAUUUUCCAAAACGCCAAUACCAAUAAAACAAUUUUCGUGAAUUUCUUGUAUAGAGCCUAUUCGUCUUGAUAGGAUGAUGAAAAUGCAUCCUUUCCCUUGGAAAAUCUCAUUGUUCUCAAUGAUUUGUGACAAAUGACACCAGUGUGAAUUAAACCUUUUGCUUCAAAAGAGGAAAAACCCCAGGGGUGAGAACCUGCGAAAUUGACGCCCAGUUCUUCAUGAACCUCACUUCAAACAUGGAUUAGAGUUUCCAAAUGACCAAAGUUACAGGGUCUAGACAAUUUCUUACAAGAUGAUAAAAAAUGUUGUGUUAAAAUGAUCGACCUCAAAUUGCUUUCUGCCAGGAGAUGCAAUUGUCUGUCUCAAGGCAACUGUAUUUCCUUAUGUAAUUUCUUAGAGACCAACGGGCACAUAUGAACGCGCAGAUCUACCGCCCUAUUAUCUUAUCAGUAGAAACUACAUAACAUAUUUUAUUUCUCCCUUCACAAAAUUACUGCAAUCUUUGUAUAUUUAAUAACGUAGGAACGCUGUAUUGCGAAUGAAUGACAGUUAAAACACCAUCAGUGUGUGAAGUUCUUGGUCACUGUCACAGAAAAUGGGGCCAAGGACAUUUCAUCUCCACAUGCUACCCUUAGCACAGUGUUGAUGAUAUCACCCUUUUAUACCUCUGGAUGGUAUCCCAUUUGAGGGCCCUCUUUCUAUCCCAGAAUUUCAUUCCCUCCCACUUCAUAACGCUAUAGAUCUGACCUGUACUGUACGUGUGGGCCAUAGAAGCCAGGUAGAAACUGCAAGGUAACAUUUUCCACACUCCCAACCCACCCCCCCCUCCACAACAAACAAACACACACAUACACCAAGAGUAUGUUCUUUUCCCCACAACGUAGACACUGAUCAAUGAACCCAUCGUCCUCCACAGCUUGUUUGCUGCUUAUUCCUUCUGCCAGUUACUUUUCUUACAUUUAGAGUAAUUGAACGUGUAGAAAUCACUUAAUGGAUUCUCCAAACCGUUCAAUGAAAAUCUAAUCAUGGUGGCUCUAACUUGCAUUCUGUUGCCUCAGAAGAGAUAGUUGUCUGUUUGGAAUCUCUUUUUACGCAGGGGAAUAUACUCUAAUUGAAAGAGAAAAGUUCACGUUUUCCAGUUUUGCAUUAACAAAAUGUUUUUAUGCCCUAAACUCGCUUGUUGAUUUCAGAACUGCUUUUAUCUAGCUUAGGAAUCUGUCUUGUGAGCUUAUUUUGUAGGCCUUCGUUGGUAGGAAACUUUUAUGAAUUUAGUGUUGCCUUACAAUUUCAUGUUUUAGAUUCUCAUUGCGGGUAAUUUAGGCAACACCACAACAAAUGGCAGUCAGGGUGUACAGAUUGAGUACAUUGCUCUAUUUCUAUCAGUCAUAUUUCCCGGUGCAUUGGUUGCUUUCAAUUACAACGUGCUCCUGGCCUUGCCCCCUUUUACCGCGCUUCGAAUAUAUUGUGCUGGGAUUUGGCAUAAUACUGUGGUAAGUUUUUCUAGCUUCCUGGUUUAUAACUCUGCAGAUAUUUAUUGUAUCCCUAAUGGCAAUAUUUUUCCGAAGAUAAAAAAAUAUCAAUCUUCUCCUUGACGUAGUUCAAAUGCUUUUAAUCUCAUUGCUUGUUUCCGCCUCUAUUAAUUCCUUAUGGUCUCUUCAUCAAACUCCUUAAAAUGUCGUAUACUUCUUUUUGGAAUAUGCUUAUUCUUUAGAUUGACAAAUCCAAAUUGCCCGCAGUAGGGGUUGGGAAUAAUUAUUUUCACAUCAAAUUAGUGAAUGAGCCAUGCCAUUUUUUUUUGUAAAUGAUUCCACUCGAAAUCCACUAGAUUCCACUUUUAGCUUGUAGUUUUUAUGGAAAUGCCGAUUUUCCGCUCUGUAUUGCCUGUGGAUCGUUAAAUAUCUUUGUCAUUGUUACGCUAAUGAUUGCUAGAUUGUAGCCUUGGUUAGAUUGUUAGUAGCUCGAAUCUAUGAUUCAUUGAAGGAGAAAAAUGUUUGCAGCUAAUAUUAUAUCAACGCAGAUAUAGGUACAGAUAUGUGGCUGGCAUGACAUGGACAUCCAUAAUAUACCCUAAAAGUUAUCUUUUAGAUUUUGUUGUCGACAAACUUCCACGUUUUAAGCCAUCAUGAUUUUCAUUUUAUGCUAGUUUGGAACGGAAGGAUAGUGUUCGAGACGGGUGAUGCUUUUUCUAUGGCUGUGUACAUCUACUAAAGGGACCCAACAUGUUGUCGUUGCUUUACAAUCAUAUGCAUUUCGUGCAGUGACCAUUUGCAUGGAGAUUGUUGUUUUGGAUCAAUUUUGCCGGUAUAGUUCAACGUCAACGGAGUGAAAGAACUCUGUAGCGUACUGUGAAAAUGGAGCGAAAGAUAUUUAAAGCAUGUAAUCUUUUGCAUCUGGUUCUUACGCAUCAGUGUAGUUUUUAGCACUAGAUGCAAUUAUGCAUUGUGGUUUAUCAUAUGAUGUUGUAUAUUAAUUUUUGCCUGUUCUAUAGUUUUGUGCAGUGUGUGGUUUGGCAUUGCUGUCCCUGCCUGCACUAUUGUAUCCAUUUUACAUACACGGAGAAAGGGCUAUGGUAAAUCUGAUUACGUCUAGUAGUCUUUUAUUGUCUUCACUGUGUUAUUUUAAGUUUAAAUUAACCUUUGGCAUGGUAAUAGGUCCUGAGUGUGUCCCCUGUUUCUCCAUUGGCUGGAUAUCUAUCUCCCGGAGACAUCAUUAUGUCAUUGAACGACUUAGACAUUCAUAACCCUGAGGAAUGGUUUGAGAAGGUGGCGCAUCUGGAUACCCAACUGCAGAAUCGCUCUUAUUAUUCUGGAUAUUCUAAUGGUUCUUCGAGGAAUGGAAAAGGUUAUUGUGUCCCCAAUUCCUGGAUAGAAGAAAGGGGAAUUCUGUCUACGGACGGUGAAAUUGCUUGUCCAGAUGGCCUUGUAGCCUUCAAAACUAUGCCAUGCUGUAGGCAUUUUCUUGAUGGAAAGGAUUGUGAUGAUAUAUACAGAAACUCAACGAGGAGGGAUUAUUGUUUUCCUCCUCAAGAUGUUGUGAAGUUAAAAAAAUGUUGUGAUGGAUGCCAAAUGACUAAAUCAGACCAGAGUUAUCAGUGCUUGCAGGUAAUAUAUAAAUACCGUUGUAGAUUAAAUUUUUUAAAUGUCAUUACGUUUUUUUUUUUACUCAGUUUUUGUGACCAUCGCUGUAGAAAUAUGUUCACCUUUUUCUUGUCAAUGGUCAUUGUUGAACAUCAUUCCUGCUACUAUCAGAAUUAAUGGCAGCUGCCACUACAACAUCGCAUCAUGAUCACUGCCCACCCCUUUUCUUUUCUUUAUCUUGGCUAAGUCUGGACUGUUGACAUGAUCUCCGCUGAAGUAACUUCGUUGCUCAAGUUUCGUUAGCCUUUCCUUUUUUUAUUUUAUCAAGGGAAUCAAAUGACAUUGUUUAAAUUUGAAAUCAUAUUUAUCUUAAGUCUGCCAUCAGAAUCUUCUAUUUCUAUACCUUUGAUGUAUACCGUUGCCAGCAAAAUGGUAUUGUAUACUUCUAAAAGCCCUUCUGUUCUAGUACAUACCAACCUCAACCCAUGUAUGGUCUCUACAUGGGUAGACUGCUGGCUAAUGAUAAGGGGAUGUGGGAGGCUGAUGAUUUAGGGAGCUUUUGCAUCUACUAGUUAAACCAGGGUCCUUCACAAGAACCAGAUUUCCUUGGUAGCGGAAAUCCUUCUUUGAAACAAUGUUCAUCUCUAGUGUCUGUGGUUAUGCCCACUUGUUGACUAGAUGCUUCACUAAAUUCUGCAUCCCUGAGAACCUUGCACACUUCGAGCUGAUGAGUUGCCUAGAUUUUGACGAAGCUGCUACCUAUUGCUCAAAGUAUGAUUCUUCCGUGUGUAAUGGAGACUCCAUGUCUGUUUGCUGGUUCAGGAUGAAUGCUGCUUGGCACCUGUUCAGAGUCCUCAUUCAAUAUGGGCCGAAGUAUCUUUUGCAAGACCAUAUUUCUCGGACUGUUUGAAGGUCGGCAGAAAUGAAACGUCAAUGCAUGUCAAGGGUCUUGACUCUGGAUCAACUCCAUGUCUUGAGACGUUUAUAUUUAUUGGAGACAUUUCCGUUGCAAAUUCCAUCAAAUUGUCAGCGUAUCAGCCCCGUUGGGCCUUAGGAGCUUUUGGCGUUUAUCUCCCGAACCUAAUGGAGAAGGUGCUCAUAUCCAUGUUCCGCGUCUCUGCAAGCCUUGGCCUUCUCAACUGCAUGCCGGUAUGUUUUCAGGGGGAUCUCACAUGCAACCUUUUCCAGAAGUAGAAUGGUUGGGUGCGAAUUCAUUGCCGAUAACGUUUCUGAAAUCCAGUUCUUCUCUUCUUUCUCUGAGCAAAAAUGGCCAUGGAUAAACUUUGCGGUAACGUAAAACAGUAUCCGUAGAUAGCUCCCUCCGUUUUUACGCGUAGUCUAGUUUCCGUUUUUAGUAACUGACGGGUUUGACAAAGCUGACAUCAUCUGAUCCACAGACCAUGAUUCUCAGGUGUUCUAUCUGGAUGGAGAAUCCAUGCUAGACGUCAGCCUCUGCUGCAUCACCCGGCUUGACCCUCGGAGCCGGCGAAGGCUCCUCCGGGUGCUCCUCACAGGGGGGACUCUUCUAUUUGUCACCGCCCUCGCAAGGGUGUUUUUCGGUAUUUAUUCGGGGAAUGUCUAA